Messenger RNA from Vigna umbellata (rice bean), 981 nucleotides. The record is from RefSeq and is a predicted model, not a curated record. Lineage: Eukaryota; Viridiplantae; Streptophyta; Magnoliopsida; Fabales; Fabaceae.
AUGGAGGGAAAUAAUGAGGAGGAACAACCAAGAGUUAGGCGUACGUUGGAAGAUUAUGCUUCUGUGUCUAUACCUUCAUCUUUCAACAGUAUAGAUCGACCUGUGGUGAAUGCUGCUCAUAUGGAAAUGAAACCAACACUGAUUCACCUUGUUCAAAGUAAUCAAUUUACAGGAAUGUCACACGAAAAUCCCUACGAUCAUCUGACAACUUUUAAUGAGAUUUGUAACAUUGUAAAAAUUUUACAUGUGCCAGAUGAAGCAAUCAGAAUGAGUUUAUUUCCCUUUUCUUUGGCUGGAAAUGCAAAGCUUUGGCUAAAUUCUUUUCCUAAAGGUUUGGCUGCUUGGGAUGACGUUGUGGCAAAAUUUUUGAAUAAAUAUUUCCCUCAAUACAAGAUCAAUAAAGGCAAACAAGAAAUAUCCUUCUUUCAACAAGAGCCUGAAGAGUCGUUGAGUCAAACAUGGGAGAGGUUCAAGGGGUUGCUGAGAAAAACUCCAAUUCAUGGAUUUGACAUUCCCACUCAAUUUAUGCUAGAUGCCUCUGCUGGAGGUAACAUUAGGUGGAAGGCACCUGACGAGGCACAUGAAAUAAUUAAAAAUAUGGCAUCUAGUGAUAAUGAUGUCCAAAGUGAGAGAGUGCAAACGCAAAAGAAAGGCAUGUUUGAAUUGAAAUCCCAAGAUGCCUUAUUAGCCCAAAAUAAAAUCAUGACUCAACAGCUUGAAUCAGUAAUGAAAAAUUUGUCACAACUACCAAAGGAACUCCAAACUGUAUCACGGGCACAACAUCAUCAAACUAUGCAAGGUUGUGAAUUGUGUGGUGGAGAGCACCAAAAUGAACAGUGUGAUAUUCAGUCCAAUGAAAAGGAAGAGGUUAAUUACAUGGGAAAUCAAGGCCGUUCGGGCAACUAUGGAAAUUAUAAUCAAGAAUGGAGACCUCAUCCUAGCAUGGGUCAGGCUAGUUUUAGUAGACCACCACAACAAUAG